CUAGUGCAGACAGCGUCUGCCUAGCUGAUGAGUGCAUCAGAGGGUGGUGAAGGUUCGAUUGACGAUCGCAGGCAAACAGGCAGGAUGAGUACCUGUAAUGUUCCAGGUCCUACUACCAGGGGAAGAAAGAAGGAUAAGGGCCAAAGCAAGGACCCAUAGAUUAGAGACUGCAAGGGAAGCAGUAGCAGCUGUAGAAAGAUUGUUAGCGGCAGCCGCAGCUAGCGCUGUAGCAAUCGCUACUUCUGCAGCAACAACUGCUGCAACCUCGUCUGGAUAGUUAGGCAUCCCGCUUGGCUGGAACAGGUCACAGUCCUCCAGUAUGUCAAAUCUGGCACUAGUCAGAUGGCGGGCUCGCACAGCUCGCCGCCUCCACGCACCCAGGAGCAGAUGGAGCUCCAACAAGUCGAGAGGAUCCACAUAGGGCUAGCGGAGGAACUUAGAAAAGCUAUCGAAAGAGAAAACGAAAUUAGAAAUAAGAGUAUCAGACUAGAGAGCAGAGAGGCAGACAAAGCUGCACUAGAGGGUUUAGAUGACUCCGCCCUGGACAACAACAUGAAGGUUGUUAAGGCGAGCAUCUUGUCCAUGCAUGCAUACAUGGACAGUAAACUGAACGCUAUCCAGGACACCCUAGAUCAGAUCCUGAAUGCCCUGCAAAAGCUAGGGGUCAGGCCAACAGUUUUGCCAUUGCAACCAUUCUCGGCGAUGACAGGCCCAUAUUUGUCUCAGUCUGGUACCACACCAAGUUGUACAUCAGCAGCAGCAGCACAGACUGUUGCUUCUUCAUCUUCUGGUCCAGCGGCUGGAGCUACACCACAGUCGCCACCUGUCCCGCCAGCAGGACAGCAAUUGCCUUGGUUCCGCAAGACCCCCUUGAAACCACCUCCAACCUUCUCAGGAGAUAAGAAGGACGAGGCUCUUGACACGUGGUUGAGAAUGGUGCCAGUGUGGUUGAGGGCAAAGAGGACAUUGGUAGAGGAGGAAGUGAUAAUUGUUGCAUCCUACUUAGAGGGUUCAACAACUCGUUGGUUAAACGAAUUCGUUGCUUCAAAAGGGUUCGACAGGAACAUGGGUGAUUGGAUUCAGACCCACACCUUAGAAAGCUUUACGGAUCUAGUGGAAGCACGUUGGCACAACCCUCAGCAGGCACAAAUUGCCAGUGAUGAGUUAUUAAAGUUUGAUGCUAGGAAGUACAAGUCGAUGCGAGAGCUUACCACAACCGUAGAGCGUCUGAUUGUCGUCCCAGGUGUGGAGUACAAUCCACAGGUCUUGCUGACCAUGUGCUUGAGGUGUCUUCCCACAGACAUCAAGAACUUGUUAGCCACCAAAGCUCGACUUGAGUAUCACACUUUUGAGACAUUCAGCAAGAAGGCCCUAGACUUAGAGGCUACGAUGGGUGGUGCUCAAACCAUCCCGACGGACGGAAGAAAGGAGAAGGCUCCACAAUAGACCUUCAAGAGUAUCUCCAUGGACUUCAUGGAUACGCUUGUGACCAGCAAGAAUGGCAAGAGGCACAUCUUCAUCAUAGUUGAUAGGUUCACUAAGUUUGCUAGACUAAUUGCCAUGCCGGAGACCGCCAGGACUGAACACGUCAUCAAGUUAUUCAUGGAUAACUGGGUGAGAGAGUUUGGGCUGCCAAAGACGAUCAUUAGUGAUAGAGAUGUGUGUUUCACAAGCGAUAUGUGGAAGAAGGCCGCUGAGCAGAUUGGCAGCCAGCUCCAAAUGACUUCUGGGAAUCAUCCCGAAGCCAAUGGGCAGGCCGAACAGAUGAACCAGGUGGUGCAGCAUCUGCUGAUGCAUUAUAUUAAGCCCAGCCAAGAUGAUUGGGAUGAGAAGUUACCUCUCAUCGCCAGUCUGUACAAUAAUGUUGUAUACAGCACCACAGGGGUCACCCCGAAUCAGCUGCACCCUGGGGGGAAGCCUAGAUCUGCACUAGACUUCCUCCUUCAUGAAAACCGACCUGCUGCAACUCCUCGAACAAUUGAAUUUGGUGUCCAGUACGAGAAGUUGCUGCAGCAAGCUAUCGAGAACAUCAAGAAGUCUCAGAAAGCAAUGAUUGCUUCUGGAAACAAGCAUCGCCGACAGUCCAUAUUUCAAGUAGGGAAACGUGUCUGGGUUAAGGCUAGUGAACUGGGACAAGAGUUCGGCAUCUCUAGGAAACUAAUGCCUCAGUACUUCGGUCCCUGGGAAGUCCUGGAUGUUGUGGGUAGUGAGAUGGAUGGUCCCUCGUACGUUGCUCGUAUCCCUGGUCACUUACGCACUUACCCUGUUUUCCACGCCUCAAAGGUCGCUCCUUUCGCUGAGACAGAACAGCUCCCAUCACGGAGAUCUAUGCUGCCCCCAACCAUGGAUGGCCACGUGGACGUCAACGAUAUCUUGGAGCACAACGACAUGCCUGUUCCCAAGCCAGUUGGCAGGGGUAGACCGCCUAAACCUGCAAGGGAGUACAGAGUAUGGUUCAAGCAUCAUACGGAUCCUAAGGAAGAUCGAUGGUUUACGAGGGAGGAAGUAGUCAAGACAGCUCCUCAGAUCGUGGCCGAGUAUGAGAAGAAACUGAAGGGGACGGCACCAGUAUGAAGCAUCUUAGUGGACUUUCGAAGAUAAGGAGUCAAGACAGCUCCUCAGAUC
This is a messenger RNA of Chara braunii, 2625 nucleotides long. NCBI's taxonomy places the organism in Eukaryota, Viridiplantae, Streptophyta, Charophyceae, Charales, Characeae. The record is from the annotation of a GenBank genome assembly.